GACGCAGUCUUUCUCUCUCUCUCUCUCUGGCAGGUAGAAUUGGUGGCCAGGUUUUUUCAUCUGCCACUCCUCUUAUGUUUUUGUGAAGAGACUAGAAGCCAAUGAGAGAGGCUGCCUGGGAGAGGAGGGAAGAUUGCAGCAAGAUCGUCUGAGAACUUGCAGAACUUUCCAGGACCUACCAGAACAAAAUGGAGGGGCUUCAGAAGGGUGGAGAAGACACGUGCAUCAAAGGUGGAGGAGAAGAGAGCUUAAAUGCAGGAUCAUUUUGGUUGAGGAUCAUCCUGGUGGGCAAAACAGGCAGCGGGAAGAGCACCACCGGGAACAGCGUCCUCUGCCAGCCAGUGUUUGAGUCCAGGCUGGCGGCCCAGUCGGUGACCAGGAAGUGUCAGGGGGCAACGGGCACGUGGGAUGGGAGGAGCGUCCUGGUGGUGGACACGCCCUCCAUCUUUGAGGCGAGGGCCCAGGACCAAGAGGCGUACGAGAACAUCGGGGACUGCUACCUGCUCUCAGCCCCGGGGCCUCACGUGCUGCUGCUGGUGACCCAGCUGGGGCGCUUCACAGAGCAGGACGUGGUGGCCGUGACCAGGGUGAAGGAGGUCUUUGGGGCGAGAGCCCUGAGACACACGGUCAUCCUCUUCACCCACAAGGAGGACUUAGGGGACGGAUCCUUGCAUGACUACGUAGCAAACACAGACAACGUCAGGCUGAGGGCCCUGGUCCGGGAGUGCGGGCACAGGUACUGUGCCUUCAGCAACCAGGCCUCCGGGGACGAGCAGAGGAAGCAGCUGGCCGAGCUGAUGGCCGUGGUCGAGGGGCUGGAGAGGGAGCUCCAGGGCGCCUACCUCAGCAACGACCUCUUCUUUGAUGCACAGCGGCUCCAGCAGGGCGGGGGCGAGCCCCAUGGAGAAGGUCACGUGCGCUACCUGGCCAAGGUGCGGUCGCAUAUUGCAAAGCAAAAGCAAGACCUGAGAGAGGCCCAGAGAAACCGCGCCUUCAAGGCGCUCCUGCGAGUCAAGCGCUGGGCCGCUGUGCACGAUGCUCUUUGUGUUUGUCUUGUCUGGGGCAGCGUACUUUUCCUUCUUAUUCUGCUGAUCAUCUGGUAUCAUCUUUAAUUCUCCUCCGUCUCAUCUGUUUGUCAGAGGCUUUUCUAAAGUAUCACCUCAAGGAUUCCUUGUUCAUUUCAGAAAUAAAUUCUGUUGGUCUGCAGAGGACAUGGUUUGUCAUCUCCGCGGCUCCCAUCUUCCUUGUAGGUUUCUGGCUUGGUUCAUGCCUCCACCAGUCCCUCGGUGAAGCCACGUGCCUCAGAGGAAGGUGACGAUGGCUCAGAUCGAGGGAUGCCUGGCUGGUCUAUAUACAAUCUCAUUUUCUUUGUAGUGAGCAGCUCAGGCAUAGGCCUGAGACCCAAUUCAGGCCAAUGGGAAGUGAGAAAAAGUCUGCAGAGCUGGGGCCAGGUUUCUGCUUGCCCAGGAAAGACCCCCAUAGAGAAACAGUCUCUUCCUCCUCUGAGCAUUGUUGGACCUGAGUGUAAUGCUUGGAAUGACAGCAGCCGUGUGGCUACCGACCUGAGGUUGAAGCCAAGCAGAAUGAUGGAGUCAGCCCGAGCCACUGACUCCACCACCUUGAAGCUUGCACCGUCUCUGGGUUUCCAGUAUG
Molecule: messenger RNA, 1653 nt
Organism: Lagenorhynchus albirostris (white-beaked dolphin)
Lineage: Eukaryota; Metazoa; Chordata; Mammalia; Artiodactyla; Delphinidae
Gene: GIMAP5
Product: GTPase, IMAP family member 5
Exons: 3
Coding region: 189-1112 (307 amino acids)
Molecular function (GO): GTP binding
Source: RefSeq, a predicted model, not a curated record